GUGUGUGUGUGGAGAGAGAGAGAGAGAGAGAGAGAGAGAGAGUGUGUUAAAGCGCUGCAGAACCCUGGGACACGCCGACGUUUAGAACUCAUUCCAGCGUUCUAGAAAAUAUAAUUCGGAUUAUUUUUGUUUAAUCCGGUUUGUUUGUUCACACCUGGUGGAUUGCUGUGCUGGAAUACUCAAUAUCAUACCAGUCGGAUAUUAUCCUGUUGUUGUUUUUUCCUCUCUGUUGGAAUAUCCAGGCUGAUGAAGUUGUUUAUUCUUGCGCAUAAAUAAACAAACCGACCAUGGAUUGAUUCGUGUCUCGGUGAAGCGCGAGCGUCGCGGCAGAAGCACCGCGCAGGAACCGGGGACGCUUGGCGAUGUCCCAAGCCGAAGUGCACGCGUCAGGACUCGGGUUCCCCGCGCUGCCCUCCAGCUUCGACGCCGACUCGUUCCUGUCGGCGCGGCUGGCACUCAGGCGGCGCAGACACUCGGCGAGCUCGAGACGCAACGCGUUCCGGUUUAACAAAAUGCCCACGGCGGAGGAGAGCACCGGUUCCUCCCGCGAGCGCCUCUCUCCUCUCCUGAACAAAACCCUGUCCUGGUCGGCGGACGACAUUUUAUCCGCCGAGCAGAAGAACAAGAAGAAGAAAAAGAAGAAGAAGAACAGCGCAGGAGCAGCGGUGGAACAGCAGCAGUGCGCGCGCUCGUCCCGCUCCAGCUCGAGGUCUCCUCCGCAGCGCGCGCAGCAGCGCAACACCGGGAGCGCCGCGGCCACGAGCGCGCGCUCCACACCGACCGCGCCGCACGGCAGCACCGACUCCGAGGAGGAAUCCGCGCCCAAGAAAGCGCCCGAGAUCAACAAGUGGGAGCAGGAGAAGGAGGACGAGGUGGAGACCAAAGCCGUGGCCACUUCACCGGACGGGAGGUUCCUCAAGUUCAACGUGGAGAUCGGAAGAGGUUCCUUCAAGACCGUCUACAAAGGACUGGACACCGAGACCACGGUGGAGGUCGCGUGGUGCGAGCUGCAGACGCGGCGGCUGAGCAAAGCGGAGCGUCAGCGCUUCAGUGAGGAGGUGGAGAUGCUGAAGGGGCUUCAGCACCCGAACAUUGUUCGCUUCUACGACUCCUGGAAGUCCACCGUUAAAGGCCACAAGUGCAUCAUCCUGGUGACUGAGCUCAUGACGUCAGGAACACUCAAGACAUACCUGAAAAGAUUUAAAGAGAUGAAGCUGAAACUUCUUCAGCGCUGGAGUCACCAGAUCCUGAAAGGCCUCCACUUCCUGCACACACGAACUCCACCCAUCAUCCACCGAGACCUCAAAUGUGACAACAUCUUCAUCACGGGUCCCACCGGAUCGGUGAAGAUCGGAGAUCUGGGUCUGGCUACGCUCAAGCGCGCCUCCUUUGCCAAGAGCGUGAUCGGCACUCCUGAAUUCAUGGCUCCGGAGAUGUAUGAGGAGAAGUACGACGAGGCGGUGGAUGUUUACGCCUUUGGGAUGUGCAUCCUGGAGAUGACUACAUCAGAAUAUCCGUACUCUGAGUGCCAAAACGCAGCCCAGAUCUACCGCAAAGUCACCAGUGGCAUGAAGCCAGACAGUUUUUUCAAAGUGAAAGUCCCAGAACUGAAGGAGAUCAUCGAGGGCUGCAUCCGCAUGAACAAGCAGGAGAGGUACACCAUCCAGGACCUGCUCGAGCACGCCUUCUUCCAGGAGAACAACGGCGUCCACGUGGAGCUGGCCGAGGAGGACAACAUGGUGAAGUCCGGCUUGAAGCUCUGGCUCCGGAUGGACGACACCAAGAAGCUCCACGGCAAGUACAAAGACAACAAUGCCAUCGAGUUCCUGUUCGAGCUCUACAAGGACGUCCCUGAGGAGGUGGCCCAGGAGAUGGUGGUGCUUGGUUUUGUGUGUGAUGCCGACUACAAGCUGGUGGCCAAAGCCAUCCGUGACCGUGUCACCGCCAUCAAGCGGCAGCGUGAGAAGCUCCGCCGGCAGGCCGACGAGGAUCAGAGGAGGCGUCAGGACGAGGUGAUUGAGGAGGAACCUGAGUCUGUUCCCGAGGCAGAACCUCGCGUGUCCAACCUCCCAUCUUUUCAGCCACAAAUGUCAGUGGAGAGCGGCGUGUUCAGCCCAGUCCAGAUGACCCCGUCCGUGACCGUCUCCGCCCCGCUACUGUCCACCGCGAACAGCUCCAUGGACUCAGGGAUUAACGCCAGUUUCACCACGGAGCCUGAGGAACUGGACACAGAGCACCAACCGCACUACAACAUCCACCACGCCUGCUACUCCUCCGCCACGUCGGAUUGUGAGACAGACGGCUACCUCAGCUCCUCCGGCCUCCAAGAGCCACCUGAAGCCUCAUCUGUAGCACCACCCACUGAGACUACGAACAGCGACGCGCCAGUUGUUGAAGCUCCACCCACAGAAGCUUCACCUGUCAAGAGUGCUCUGAUCCCAGCACUCCGCUUUCCGUCAAGCAUCGCCGUAUCCCACAAUUCUGAGCGAGUGCACUCCAGUGGCGCCAGCGGCUUCUCGUCUCCCGUUGACAGUUACGCCUCCGAUGUGACGUCUGGUUUGAGUGACGGGAACGAGGGCCUAUCAGAGAUGAGCAGCAAAGGUCCCAACAAACGCACAGGAAGUAAACUGCUGAGGAAGAGAGCUCGCUCACGGCUACGUAUCACAGGGUUAUCAGAUAAGGUGGACCGGGUGGUGGAGUGCCAGCUUCAGACUCACAACAGUAAGAUGGUGACGUUUAAAUUCGACCUGGACGGAGACAACCCUGAGGACAUCGCCGCCGUCAUGGCGCAUAAUGAGUUCAUCCUGCCGCUGGAGAAGGAAGGAUUCAUCCACCGCAUGAGGGACAUCAUCCGCCGCGCUGAGGCCCUGAUGAGGAGGGAGCCUUUAGAGCCGCUCGGGCCCGCAAACGUCCUCCGGCUGCCCUACCUGAGCGGAGAGGGAACUCUCUCAGGCUCUCAGCCCAACCUGCACACACAGGGGCUGGCACGCACACACUCAUCCUCCUCCCUGCCAGAUUACACUGCAGGUCAGGUAACUCAAGGUCCCUCCCCCGGAGUGGGCGGAGACUAUUACCUCGAUCCUGAUGCAGCUGUACCUGUGCGUCCUCUCCGCUCACAGUCUUUCCACACCUCAGCGUGUGAGUAUCACUCAGACCACACAGCCACAAAUGUGGGUCAGGUAACACGAGGCCCCUCCCCCAGGGUGGGCGGAGACUGUUACCUCGAUCCUGAUGCAGCUAUCCCCUUGCGUCCGCUUCGUUCACAGUCUUUCCACAUGUCAGAUUAUACAGCCGGGAAUGCAAGUCAGGUGACCCAUGGCUCCUCCCCCGGGUUGAGCAAAGACUUUCACCCGGACCCUGAUGUGGGACCACCUGUCCGCCCACUUCGCUCUCAGUCCUUCCACACAUCAGGUUCAUCCCAGCCCUACACUCCUACAUCCCCUUACCCCCAACACCCCAAACCUGAUGUCCUGCCUGUACUUCCUAUUCAGGUACCCACCAUGCCUCCUCAGUACCCCAACCCCCAAUACAUCCCCAAUCCACCCUACCCGUACUCCUUCAUGGUCAACCAGACUCCCCUUAAAGGCUCCAUCAACCCAGUAACAAACCCUGCUCCCCAAAACCCAAGCACCUCCAACCUCACCCCAUAUCCCACACCUCCUAUACCGGGUGAUGUGGCUCCACCCACGAGCAACCCUCUGCCACCCCCUGGUGGCCACACCAUGCCUCCAAACACACAGACACCAGGAAUGUGGCCUGCUCAUUCCCAGCAGCCGCUCUUCUCCCUGGCCAAUGUGCUGUCUCUGGCCAUGACCAUGGCACAGUCCUUCAUACCCCCAACAACCAUGCCAAACGGCCUGCCCCAGGCUUACAUGCCCCCUCUGGCACCCCAGCCAGGUUACCCAGCUGUGUUUGGAGUACAGCACUCUGCAGCAGGUCAGAAAGAAGCUCCACCUCACCAAGAUGUGUCCCAGCAUCCAGAGGCCCAGCCAGCAGCUCAGGCUCCGAGUGCGACCAGCACUCCUCCAGAUGUUCCAGGAACACCAGGGUCAGACAGCCAGACUGGUAUGAGUCCUCAGGAGAGGCAGGAGAAGAACUCGUCUACUUCCUCCUCCUCCUCAUCAUCAUCAUCAUCAUCAUCAUCCUGCAACUCCACUGAGUCCUCCAGCUCAGCCACACCACAGGACACAGUGUCUCCACCCAGCCCCAGAAACUCAUCUCCUCAGAGUGUGUGUGAUACCGCAGCUAAAGAAAAACUGUCUCCGAUAUCAGAGGAGCAAAAACCCGCCCUCACCGUGGGACGCUUCCAGGUCACUCCCAGCACAGACGAGACCACGCCCACAACCUGCACUCCCUGCUCCCCAACAUCUCCUUCAGCAUCAGCCCCUUCCACCAACAGCCAAUCAGAGAGCAGCACUGAGGAGCAGGGCGAAUCAAAGACCAGCCUCAGCACCGUCUCUGUGUCCCCUCCGAAAAACCCCUCAGACUUGGACUCGAGUGUCGCCCCCUGCUGGGGUGAAGAAGCAGCGACCUCUGAGAGAAAAGAGCUGGACACUGAGGAGCAGAAGGAGGGGGAGGGGGAUGAAGAGGAAGGCCGAGAGGGCGAGGCGAGGCAGAGGAGGAUCAGUGUGAGCCUCUUGGACGGAACGACAGGGAUAGUGAUAGGAAGUGAUCGGAUAGGAAACGUGAGUCAGCCGUGGAUCAGCUACACGCGCAGCGCCUCGUACGCCAGCAGUGACGAGACCGAGAGUGACAGCGAGGACAUGUGGAAGGAGCUACAGGAACUCCGCGAGAGACACCUGGGUGAGGUUCAGGCUCUCCAGGCGUCUCAGAAGCGGGAGAUCGAGGAGCUUUAUGAGAGGAUGGGGAAAGUUCCUCCUCCAGGCAUCGUGUCUCCGGCGGCCAUGUUGUCCAGCAGACAGCGUCGUCUCUCGAAGAGCGGAGGAUUUCCUUCAUCACGCAGGAACAGCCUCCAGAGACUCGACAUACUGCCUCCUGCAGGUAUUAUGAGGAAGAACUCGAUCAGUGGCAGUAGUAACGGCUCUCAGGAGCGAGCAGCUAAAGGAGUGUCCUUCGCUUCAGACUACAGAGUGUGAUCCUGUUCUCUCAAACUGUCCCAGUUACUCCUUCGUGACCAUACCAGCUGACAGGAAGUGACAUCAUGGACUUGUCUCAAGUCAUAAUGUUGCUCCAAGUGGGAAAAAUAAAAUGACUAUGGAUUGCCAGUGUGAGUCUGAGUGAAAGGCACAAGAGCGUGUUCGUUCCAUCAGCUUUAAAUCUGAGGAGGAGUGAAUAUUAUCAAGCAGCUGUGCACCUCAUCACCAUCUCACCACCACAACAUCUCCCCAUCUGACCUCACCUCAUCACCAUCUCAUCACCUCACCAUCUCACCACCACAACAUCUCGCCAUCUGACCUCACCUCAUCACCAUCUCACCACCUCACCAUCUCACCACCACAUAUCCCCAUCUCACCACCUCACCAUCUCACCACCACAACAUCUCACCACCUCACCAUCUCACCGUCUCACCACCAUAAUGUCUCACCAUCUGACAAUCUCACCACCUCACUGUCUCACAAUCUCACCACCACAUCUCCCCAUCUGACCUCACCUCAUCACCAUCUGACAAUCUCACUACCUCACAAUCUCACCACCACAACAUCUCCCCAUCUGUCCACCUCACCUCAUCACCACCUCACCACCACAACAUCUCCCCAUCUCACCUCAUCACCAUCUCACCACAGCAUCUCCCCAUCUGACCACCUCACCUCAUCACCAUCUCACCACCACAACAUCUCCCCAUCUCACCUCAUCACCAUCUCACCACAGCAUCUCCCCAUCUGACCACCUCACCUCAUCACCAUCUCACCACCACAACAUCUCCCCAUCUCACCUCAUCACCAUCUCACCACAGCAUCUCCCCAU
Neoarius graeffei (lesser salmon catfish) is the source of this 5925-nucleotide messenger RNA. It is a transcript of the gene wnk4b, whose product is annotated as WNK lysine deficient protein kinase 4b. Gene Ontology annotation, biological process: monoatomic ion homeostasis; positive regulation of potassium ion import across plasma membrane; intracellular signal transduction. The transcript has 22 exons. Lineage: Eukaryota; Metazoa; Chordata; Actinopteri; Siluriformes; Ariidae. Gene Ontology annotation, molecular function: protein serine/threonine kinase activity; potassium channel inhibitor activity; chloride channel inhibitor activity. Gene Ontology annotation, cellular component: cytosol; cytoplasm. The record is from RefSeq and is a predicted model, not a curated record. The coding region runs from base 363 to 5096 and encodes 1577 amino acids.